Protopterus annectens (West African lungfish) is the source of this 3691-nucleotide messenger RNA. RefSeq lists its product as uncharacterized. NCBI's taxonomy places the organism in Eukaryota, Metazoa, Chordata, Ceratodontiformes, Protopteridae. The coding region runs from base 290 to 1345 and encodes 351 amino acids. The transcript is spliced from 9 exons. The record is from RefSeq and is a predicted model, not a curated record.
GUAGGAAAUGCAGUUGCAUCACUGGCAGAAUCAACAGGUGAGCGUGUCAUCCACACAACUAAAGGGAACAGUUACUGCUCAGUGAUCAGAGCGAAGCAGCCAUCUCAGAGGCAACAAGACAGCUGUGCACGAGGUGAAGUACCUCACACAGGGAGCAGUACCAAAUAAACAAAUUCUCCUUAGUUCUCGGAUCAGGCCCAGUGCCCCCAAAAAUUACCAGCUAUCGGAUAUAUCACUGAAAGGAAGGUUUUGGUGCAACAAUAUCACAUUAACACUUUGGUGGACAAAAAUGGAAAACAGAAAAUCUCAAAGUGACUUAUUUAAAGGUAUAUUAUUGUUUUGCAUUACCAUUUUGCUAAAAGUUCCAGCAUCUGAUACUACAACUGAGACAACUACAGGAACGAGUGAAACAGCAACAACAUCAUCAUCGUUUUCUGUUUCAUCCAUGACUGAUCCAGCAAUGAACACGACCAGCUCAAAUAGCACAACGUAUCCCACUAUAUCCAUGACUGGAACACCUUUAACUACAGCAGCAUCAUAUAAUAUUACAUGUCAGUCUUUCAGUUGUAUAAAUGAUAGCUGUUACAAGAAUCAAACAACCAACCAGACAUGCACUACAUCUUAUUACUGUGAGCUUUUUAGGCACUCACUAACAAAUUACACUGCUGGAUGUAGCAUGACUUGCGGAGGGACAGCAAACAUAUGCAAAGAUAAUAAUAUGACCCGGUGUACUCAGGAAUGCUGCAACACUGCAAACUGUCUGAAACUGAAUGGUAUGAUCCAGGAGCUCACCAGCAAAGAUAGCAAUAUGACAACAAUGGCGAUGACAACUGCUAACUCAACAGCCACUACAAAAACCGCUACCACAACCACUACUACAACCACCACUACUCCAACAACUACAAAAGCGCCUACAACUGUUGCAACCACAACUUCAGCAACUACAACUGCAGCAACUACGUCUGUCUCUUAUAAUGGUAAGAUCUGCAAAACCUUUACAUGUAAUGGAACAACAUGCUACCAAGGAAAGACCACAACUGAUAAGUGCAAGGUUGGAUACGAGUAUUGUGAGCUGAGAAAGAAAUUUUUGUCUGCGAAUGUUAUAUUCGUAGCUGGUUGUAGCACUAACUGUGAUGAAGACAGCAAUGUUUGCACAUCAACGUCAACAAAAGAUUGCCUGUUGGAGUGCUGUUCUGCAACUACCGAUUGUCUCCGUUUGGAUGGGGAACCACACACACCAUCCAAUACCAGCCCUGCUGUUACAAUGCUAUUCAUACAAAUUCUUUCAUGGUCUGUACUUACUGUGAUUUGUAAUAUGCAUGUUACAUCAUUCCUUCACAUAUAGCUAAAAUCAGGGGCAUUUUCUAGAGCUUUUAUCAACACAAAGGAUUUUCAUAUAGCUUUACUAUCUGCUAUGCUUGUAAUAAGCAUAUAUGCAAAGGGCCAAUUAUUUGAUUAGCUUUAUCAUGUUAAAUAUUAAGGUCACACAACAGUGUAGCCUUAUUUAGAGUUCAAGCUGGACUUCUCUGUUAAGGCUGUCUUUCUAGAUAUUAAUACAUUUAUUGUGUUUGGUAGAACAGUACAAUAACUGGCACGUCCUGUGUGUACCACAAUUUAUGGUAAACAGACAUCUGGUAUCAAAGCACAGCUCUACCAAAAAAGGUUUGCCAAAAAUAUGCCAUGAACUUGCAUUUAACUGUUAUAAUGUGCUACCAGAUGGGGCACAUUUGCAAAGAGUCCACUCCAUGGGUUUGGUCUGACCUUAAUGACAAAUGUGCCUUUUGAAGAUCUGAUGGAAAAGUGUUGAAUUUUCUUGAACAUACAGCCCUAUGUAGACAGUCUGAGCCCAGGAAAGGGAAUGGAGUAAUUCAUGUUUUUUGCAGAAUAGCACAAGUACAUUUGUUCUUGCUUCUGGCUAUUUUGUACUGCCUCAUUGCUUAUAAUGAUACAAUGUAAAAUUAGUGAAACCUAAUUCUUUGCAGUACUAACCCAUGUAGAGUAAAGGAUGAUGUCUUUGAAAUAUUUGUUACCUUAUAGGGUGUGCACUGCUGAUUCCUGUAGGACAAAACUAGGAAGAUGACUAUCCAUAGGGCUGAUACCAUGCUCCGUGUGCAUUGGUAUCCAUAGGACUGAUGCCAUGCUCUGAAUGCAUUGGUGCUGCUGUAUUGCUAAGCUGCAGAGUAGUAGCAGACCGUGGGAUUUUUAGAAAUCCCUGUAGAUUUCCUACACAUUUCAGAAAUCUGCUCAGGGCUGCUUGUAAAGGGUGACACCUAAAAUAUGAUUAGUGGUGCCUUUUCAGUUGUUUGGUAUUUUAUUAAUGGCGUAAUUUGGGGGAGCUAUGACAGCAGUUCAGUGUUUCAGAACAUAUCACAGAUGGUAAUGGAGAAGGGGAAUAAAACAUUUAGAAUGGUAUAUUUUUAAAAUAGCACAAACCAUAACAUAAAGCACAAUGUUUCAUGAUUAAGACGAUUGAGAAAGAAAAUAAUUUUAAAGAGGGAUUUAGAAACUGUGUGACUUUCUAAAAAUUAUGACUUUUUUAUGCAUCGUAUUCUGAUAUUUCACAAAAAAUAAAAGAUGCAGCUCAUAAAGCUACAUUCUUCUAUGAUCCCACAGCACAGAAGAUCUUUUCUAAUUCUCUGAAGUAAAUUUUGCAGUUACCUCUAUUGCAAUGCUACAUAUAUCAACUGACUAUAUAUUUUUUCACAUGCUACUACAUUUUUUAUGAACAGCAAAAAUACAAAAACAAAAUACUAAUUACAACUCGUCAAUACAACCUUUUGUUACUCAUUGUUACUCGUAUCAUGAGUGCAUAGACCAACUAUAUCUCAAAGCUUUGAAACAACUACACAAACUUCAGCUUAUACAUUUGAGAUCUCAGGCAGUGCUUGAGGCCAAAGACCAAAUGUUUCAUACACAUUACUUAGUUAGACAAAACAUAGAUUUUUGAUAAAGACCACUUUGCUUAUCUUAUCUGCCCAUUAUUUAAGUGAUAUGGAAUACCCUGCAUUAUUUUAACCCAUAAUUAUGCAAUGUGGCAUGAGGUACAGCUGAGUGCCAUAUUGCCCGCAAUUUAUUCACUACUGUGUCUGGCCUGUGCAUUCUUAAAUUUAUUCACUGUUUUUCUCAGCACUACCUCUUCCCUCUUCAUGAACACUCUUUCAGUCACUUACUACACUUUCUAUGAAAUAAUUAUACAUUGCAUCUGUCCUGAACUGCCCAGCUUGUAUCCUCAGGUUGUGCCUUGUCCUUAUUUGGUGGAAGCCAUAGUGUUUGUUAUCAUGUAGGUGGUUAGGUGAUCUGUGCUUGGAAUGUUGAACCAAAAAGAUCACUGGUGACCCUGUCAUGAUGGUCGAACCUGCUGAAGAGCAUAAAAGUAAGAUGGGUUUUCUUCACUUACUCCCUUUAAUCCAAGUCUUUCUGGUUUUUUGGGUAUAUUUUGGGGGAAUGGGGAUUUAUACGUAUCCAUAUCUAGAUUUACUUAUUUAUUUGUAUUUAUUUUCUGAGGAUACAGCACUGAUCUCCUUGAAGCUUUUUCAUACUUAGCCCAGCAGUGUUGUCUGGUUAAGUAACUUGCUCAGAGUCAUGCAGUUAAGCGAUAGAGGCUGAGGGAAUCAAAUCUUGCACCUCUGGACCGAAAUAAAUAGAUUAUUAACAGCUCCUUAGCAGUUCCUAUCUCCCUCUCUCUCUCCCC